GUCGCCGUUCCUCCUCUUUUUCAAGCGAAGCCUCCGAUGACGCCGUUCCGCUCCGCUCCGCGCCCCGGAAGAGCUGAGGCGCGCCCCGCCUCUUGAUCCGGAAGCGACUCGCCGCUCCUCUAUCCGAGACAGCCCCGGAAGGAGGAGAAAUGCAAGAGGAAGGAGAGUGAGAGGGUGAUGACCUGCAAAGAAGUAUAAGUCCAGCACGUUAAGUAUGUGAUUCUGUGAAGUACUCUGAGAGCUAAACUUCAGAUUCCUUGUCCCUUGAGGGUACGUUGACAUCUAUCUGAUACUAGACUGGUGAAUGGGAAGAAGGUCCCAUCUCUGGCCUGUUUAUGGAAGCUGGGAUGAUGAAGGCACUGCAGUGGGAACAUGCUGUGGUACAGGGUUGAAGCUCCAGCCCAUAUGUGGUAGUUAUAGAGCAAUUGGAAGGGUUACGUGCAGAGUUCUGGUAAAGAUGGAAGAAUCUCAUUUCAACUCCUCCCCGUACUUCUGGCCAGCGGUGCCCACCGUCUCGGGACAGAUUGAGAACACCAUGUUUAUUAACAAGAUGAAGGAGCAGCUAUUGCCCACAGAGAAGGGCUGCAGCCUGGCUCCCCCCCACUACCCUGCCUUGCUGACAGUACCCACCUCUGUGGCUCUACCCACUGGUAUCUCCAUGGACUCGGACACCAAGCCAGAGCAGCUGACACCACACAGCCAAGCCCCUGUGACUCAGAACAUCACUGUGGUACCAGUGCAGUCUGCAGGGCUCAUGACAGCAGGUCCUGGUCUGGUGAUAACCUCCCCAUCAGGUUCCCUGGUGACCACAGCUUCCUCUGCCCAAACCUUUCCCAUCUCAGCCCCCAUGAUUGUGUCUGCACUACCCCCUGGCUCCCAGGCAGCCCUCCAGGUGGUGCCUGAUUUGUCCAAGAAAGGGACAACCACCCUCUCUGAAGGUGGUGGGGGUGGUGGGGGUGGGGGAGUUGCCCCCAAACCACCCCGGGGCCGAAAGAAGAAACGAUUGCAGGAGUCGGGGCUGCCAGAGAUGAGCGACCCCUUUGUGCUGUCAAACGAGGAUGAUGAGGACCAGCACAAGGAUGGCAAGACAUACAGUAGUUCCGUGAGCAGCGGAACUAAUGAAGCCUGGUUUCCAGCGGCUCUCUCCUGUGUGGAUUCUCUGAUGUCUAAUCAAGGGUGCCGGAUGUGUUCGCUGACCUUCUACUCCAAGUCGGAGAUGCAGAUCCACUCCAAGUCCCAUACGGAGACAAAGCCACACAAGUGUCCUCACUGCUCCAAGAGCUUCGCCAACAGCUCCUACCUGGCCCAGCACAUUCGCAUCCACUCAGGGGCCAAGCCCUACACGUGCAGCUACUGCCAGAAGGCCUUCCGCCAGCUCUCCCACCUGCAGCAGCACACACGGAUCCACUCCAAGCUCCACACGGCGAUUGUCAAGCCACACAAGUGUCCUCACUGCUCCAAGAGCUUCGCCAACACAUCCUACCUGGCCCAGCACCUCCGCAUCCACUCGGGGGCCAAGCCCUACACCUGCCGCUACUGCCAGAAGGCCUUCCGCCAGCUCUCCCACCUGCAGCAGCACACACGUAUCCACACCGGGGACCGACCCUACAAAUGCGCUCACCCUGGGUGUGAAAAGGCUUUCACCCAGCUUUCUAACCUGCAGUCCCACAGACGGCAGCACAACAAAGACAAACCUUUCAAGUGCCACAACUGCCACCGCGCGUACACGGAUGCUGCCUCGUUGGAGGUACACCUGGCUACACACACGGUGAAACACGCCAAGGUCUAUACCUGCUCCAUCUGCAGCCGAGCCUACACCUCGGAGACGUACCUGAUGAAGCACAUGCGGAAACACAACAUCCCCGACCCGCAGCAGCAAGUGGUUCAGGCCCAAUCCCAGGCCUCGCAGCAGCAGCAGCAGCAGCAGCAGCACUUCCAGCCCCAGGGGGGUGGGGCAGCAGGGGGCCCUUCUGGAGACACUAACCAACCCAACCCUCCCCCCCAGUGCUCCUUUGACCUGACUCCUUACAAGACUUCAGAGCAUCACAAGGACAUCUGCCUCACUGUCAGCACCAGCGCCAUCCAAGUGGAACACCUCUCCAGCUCCUAGAGAGACCUCGACCCAGGGAGCAGAAAGCCUCUUGUGCAUAGCCUGUGCCCAAGGGCACUGCUUGUGCAGCAGCCCUCCUUGUGCAACAGUCUCUGGCCUCUCCUCCUGCAACAGCCUCUUCUGGCCGUGUAACCCUGUUCAUGGCAGCCCCUUGAAGAACAGCCUAUCUCAAGGGGGUGCUCCUUCUGUGCAACAGACUGCCUGGUAGGAGGAUGCUUCCUUGUGCAAGAGCCCCUUUCCUGUGCUGGGAUCACUUCCUCAUGCAAGAGCCCCUCCUUUCAAACCCAAAGAAAAGGCCCCUGUUUUGCCUUCUCUCUCACUGUAGGAUGUGUAUGAAGGGGGGGUGCCUGUUGAGACAUGCAUGGUGGAUGGGAUGGAGAGAGGGUCCUUGUAUGUACAGGGGCUCGGACACAUGUUUUCCACAGGCCAUAGAAGAAUGUGGCAGGGUUCACAGCUGGAUGGGUUUUUUUGAGGAUUUCCUUGAGUGUCUAAGAGAGAAAUAUCCAUUCCUGUCCCUCCUGCUUGUGAAAGGGAGGAGGGGUUGCUUGUCGUGCCCCGAGGACUGGAUGGGAGAAACCUUCUCCCCAGGGGAAGGUGAGAUGGGGAGGGGGAGAUAUAAGGCGUGUUCUCCGGACCUGACAGGUGCCUAAACUGCCCGAGGGCUGUGGAGUAUUGCACUCUUUCUCCUCCCCUCGUGGAGAGCAAUAGAGAGGAGUCUGUCUGAACUGGCUGCUCCCUCUCUCCCAGCUGUCUGAGCAGCACAAUGGCCAAGGCUCUGUAGGAGUGGGUUCCUGCUCAUUGCUCUUCCUGCCCAUUGUGGAUGAUGUACUAGCAGCCUGUACUCCUCUCCCUCCUUCUUGCCCUCACCUCCUCAAAAGAGCCUGCAGGCAUCAACAACAAACCAAAAAGCAACUGGAGGGAGGGUAAGAGACUGCCAAAAUAAUCAUCACCCUUCUCUCUACUCCCUUCCCUGAAAGGUGGAACAUCAGUUCUGACUGUGGCACACCUGUCCUGCCCCCAGUUUCCCAAAGGGGAGGAGAAGGAGGAGGAGGAAUAGACCAGUCUUUUCAAGGAGUCAACAAGAGGCAGGGAAAGGCUAGCUUCUCCUGCUCGCCUCCCAUCAGAAUGCUCUCCCAGGUUCCCUCCUGCCAAGACGGGCUGGACUCACGUGGCAGUGGUGGCCUCUUCUGGACCCUGAUCAUGGGAGAGAAUCCCCAAAAGGUGGACAGUGGAGAGAAGGGGAUGAAGAUCCCCACAGAGAGACCAAUCUAAUGAGAAGGGGGAGCCAACAAGAAUAAACUGAAGGCCCCUUGAAUUUAUAUAUAUAUAUAUAUAUAAAUAUCUAUUCCCCACCCUGGCCCACUCUGUCCUUGCUGUAACUGUUUCUAUCUCUGUGUUUAUAAAACGCAUAAUCCUGGCGAAUUUUUAUUUUCAAUCUUCGUUUGUUUUUCCCUCUCUCUUCGUCUUCAAUUCUCCUUCCUUUUUUUUUUUUGGUCCACAUGACUACUGGUCUUGUGUCACUUGUUAGUUUAUUUGGAUCAUGGAGGCUGACUCAGAAGAGAAUGAGAAGACAAGGGAAAAAGCAUGUGUUGUUGGGAUUUAAAAACAAUCACCCACCCAAAGCCUACAGAAUCCCAAACUUCUGUAUGAACAAACAAUAGGGGCUUUUUUUCACCACCUUGUAUAGAAAUAAAUUGGUGUAAAAGGC
Dromaius novaehollandiae (emu) is the source of this 3818-nucleotide messenger RNA. RefSeq names its product zinc finger protein 384 (gene ZNF384). The record is from RefSeq and is a predicted model, not a curated record. The coding region runs from base 305 to 2110 and encodes 601 amino acids. The transcript has 13 exons. Gene Ontology annotation, cellular component: nucleus. Gene Ontology annotation, biological process: regulation of transcription by RNA polymerase II. Lineage: Eukaryota; Metazoa; Chordata; Aves; Casuariiformes; Dromaiidae. Gene Ontology annotation, molecular function: DNA-binding transcription factor activity, RNA polymerase II-specific; RNA polymerase II cis-regulatory region sequence-specific DNA binding.